CUCAAACACAGCACACACACACACACACACACAGCACACAGCACACACUACACACCACAAGACUACACACAGAAGCUAACAUAUUGCCUAUGUUUUUCUUCCAGACUCGUUUUGCCCUUUUUUUGGCUACCCCUGCCCUGUCUUUGUAUUGUGAACUCGUGAUUUUAAAGGAAAAAAGAAAAAAAGGUGGCAGUACUGCAACAUCUGGACGAUAACUGCCGUUAAAAUCACAGAAGGCGGAAGAAAAGGAUGACGAGGAGAAAGAAAGUGAAAGAGAGGCAGUAAAGAGUAACGGAAGAAGUGUUCUUGUGUGAGCGCGGUCCUCCACGGGGAACUCCAGCCUCUACACUUUUUUCCCUUCAAUGAAGGAAUCUUCUGCUGCUUUCACCCGUGGCCGCAGCUGUUUUCUCGCCUGCCUCUCUUCUGUAGUAAGAUCUUCAGUGAAGCUAAUUCUUCUUUGCUUCAACACCACAGCAACCUCUGGAAGCUUUCCACACUUUAUCCCUGCAGGAACACAUUGAGAACUGAAUGAUAACAUGGUGAGGCUGGGUGCCAUCUCAAGGUUGGCCAAUUGUGUGAACUGAGUCAACAAAACAUUGCAAGAAUCUACCCAAGGUACAGUCACCCAUCUGACAGCCACCAGUCUGCAGCUUCCAAUCGACUAAGAUAACUAACCAACCUUGACUGAACUUUGGAGGUGUGGAACAGUAGCUCUAGAUUUCUUUAGAAAACUUUGAUGGAUUUAUUUGUUAUGACUUCUGAGUACAUGUCUGUUUAAUGAAUCAACAAUGCCCAGCUAUUCUAGGACACACCAUUUUACUCUGAUGUUUACAUGCUGGCUGGGGGGAUUUAGUACAUCUGUGAUAUUUUUCCAAUACUUUGAACCAAGCUGCAAUGUUCGACCAGUUCCCCAACCUGUUCAACCAACUUAUAAAAACUGCACUUGCACUCUCACUCCCACACCCACUCCCAACAAAGCCCCUCAGCAAGAAAAACCCAUCAUGCUAGUGUGGGACUGGCCUGAAACCAACGACUUUAGAUUCGACCCCGUUGAGUGUAAAAAAAGAUUCAACAUUGAUUCGUGCCACCUGACAGAUGACAGAAAUCUCUACAAGCGGUCAGAUGCCGUUCUCUUCUACCACAAAAAUAUUAAAAAGGAUCUGUCCAAUCUUCCCAAAGAUCCUCGUCCACGCUUUCAAAAAUGGAUUUGGUUUAACCUCGAAUCACCAACCAACACUAGACCAAAGGCAGGUUUGGAAAACAUCUUCAACCUCACCCUCACUUACAGACGGGAUUCGGACAUCUCUGUGAGGUACGACGUGGACGUCAGCAAAACCCCAGUUGAGGACUUUAAGAUUCCAAAGAAAGACAAGCUCGUCUGCUGGUUUGUGUCCAACAUGAACCCUUAUACUGGAACAGGAACCAGGACGAAGUACUAUGAAGAGCUCAGCAAAUAUAUAAAAGUGCAUGUUUAUGGAAAAAUGGCUGGAUCGCACUUUGAGGAUAAAGAUUACUACCCUAUCAUGGAAAGCUGUAAGUUCUACCUGUCGUUUGAGAAUUCCAUCCAUAAGGACUACAUGACUGAAAAGUUAAAUGGCCCAUUUGCAGCAGGGACUGUGCCUAUUGUGUUGGGACCUCCAAGAGAAAACUAUGAACAGUUCGCUCCACAUGAUGCGUUCAUUCAUGUAGAUGACUUUCCUGAUGCGUCAGCGAUGGCUAAACAUAUCCUUAAACUGGACAAGGACGAUGAGGCUUACAAAAAGUACUUUGAAUGGAGAAAAUACAUGUCUGUGAUUCCCCAUUACAAAGUUUGGAAUGAUGAGUUUAUCCUGCCGAUUUGUCGUGCCUGUGAUUAUAUUGCAAGGCACAAAGAGUAUAAAGAGAUACAUGACCUCUUCAAGUGGUUCUUUUCAUAAUCAAUAAGAUUACCUCUUUAUUUAUACAGCAUUUCUCAGGGAGAAGAUAGAAAUAAAUGGUUUUAGUGGGAAAUCACAUGUGCAUGUUAAACUUGCUGUAAUAUUCUUUUUUAUUUUUUAUUUAUGGAUCAUCUUAAUAGAACCACUCUAAAUAAACUAA
Messenger RNA from Colossoma macropomum (tambaqui), 2076 nucleotides. RefSeq names its product 4-galactosyl-N-acetylglucosaminide 3-alpha-L-fucosyltransferase 9-like. Gene Ontology annotation, cellular component: membrane. The record is from RefSeq and is a predicted model, not a curated record. NCBI's taxonomy places the organism in Eukaryota, Metazoa, Chordata, Actinopteri, Characiformes, Serrasalmidae. Gene Ontology annotation, molecular function: alpha-(1->3)-fucosyltransferase activity. The transcript is spliced from 5 exons. The coding region runs from base 789 to 1916 and encodes 375 amino acids.